Messenger RNA from Pestalotiopsis fici W106-1, 903 nucleotides. RefSeq lists its product as uncharacterized. Gene Ontology annotation, cellular component: RNA polymerase II transcription regulator complex. Gene Ontology annotation, molecular function: transcription cis-regulatory region binding; DNA-binding transcription activator activity, RNA polymerase II-specific. NCBI's taxonomy places the organism in Eukaryota, Fungi, Ascomycota, Sordariomycetes, Amphisphaeriales, Sporocadaceae. The transcript has 4 exons. The coding region runs from base 1 to 903 and encodes 300 amino acids. The record is from RefSeq and is a predicted model, not a curated record.
AUGAGCACCACAGUCUUCAAGUUCUUUCAGCCAAAGGAGCAGCGUCAGAAUCCCACUGAGAAGAGGAAAGACCAGCUCCGCCGGGCUCAAAGGACAUAUCGUUCCCGUAAAGAAAAGUAUACGCGCACUCUAGAGGCCGCUUUCGCGCGCGCACAGGCUCACGAGGAACUCUUGCUCAAAGAACGCGCGCGUCUGCGUGCCACUGUCCAGCGCCUAGUAGACACGCUGAACCAGAAUGGCAUACAACCACCAGAGGACUGUAUACAAUGCGAUGAAGUAUACAACCAGGACUACAUGUGGGUAGGCAGUCCGACAGAGUCGUCGCCGUCCACUUCCCAUGGCACCAAUCUAUCACCGCAGCAGAUCAAGGAGUCUGUACACGCUGUUGCCGGUCUGACACCACAAUCGGAUACAACCCCGGAAUCGUUCCAGGCGAGUUCGCCGAUUGAUGGGCACCUCGCCACGUCUAUAGUCUCCCAGCAUGGCACAACGCCCAUUUGUGAGUUUGACGAGGUGGCUGUAGGUAUGGAUUUCAUCUUGACGAUUGAAAAGCCCUGUCGCGGCCACAUACACGGCGACCCUCACAAUCACGACGAGCCCGGCGGCCACGCCAUCACCGCGACGGCCCAGCUAUGCUCGCCAAAUCACCGCGACCCACGCUGUCACUCCCCGCAGGCGACACCGCUGGCGGCAGACUCGGAUGCCGACACCACGCGCGUCUCCUCGGCCGCUAUCCUUGAGCGCUUGCGCAAUCUGUCGCCGCUCCUCUGUACACCCGGCGAGUCGACGCCGAUACAGUCAUGGGAUCUGAUACGGCAUCAUCCGGGGUAUGGGUUGCUGACGCAGAGGGAUCUCUGGCUUUUAAUUGAGAGGUUGGGUCCGUCUGUCAAAUGUCACGGGUAA